UCCUCGUUCACUCGCUCAUCUGUCUUCAGUGACAGAUUUCACCUACACAUCCUCGAUCUCUAGCAAAAUCUCUCUCUCUUUCACCCUCAAAAAACCUUCUCCACAACCCUACAAGUGUACGAUAAAUAAAUCCGAGUCCUUUGUACUUUGUCUGUGUUGGUUCCAUGGACACUAAGAUCGGAAACAUCGACGCUGGCAAGCCGGCCUGUAACGACGUAGGCUCCAUCCCUCAGAACGGCGCGGUCUCGGUUGUCCAAAACUCGGCCACCCCUGCCGUGGUUUCUUCUUCCGAUGCAACACUUGGCCGUCAUCUCGCUCGUAGACUCGCCCAGAUCGGUGUCACCGAUGUCUUCUCUGUCCCCGGCGACUUCAACCUUACCCUUCUCGACCAUCUCAUCGCCGAGCCUGCUCUCAAAGUCAUAGGUUGUUGCAACGAGCUCAAUGCUGGAUACGCUGCAGACGGUUACGCCAGGUCCCGCGGCGUCGGGGCUUGUGUUGUUACCUUCUCGGUUGGUGGCCUUAGCGUUCUUAAUGCCAUAGCCGGUGCCUGCAGUGAGAACCUCCCCAUUAUUUGCAUAGUCGGUGGCCCCAAUUCCAAUGACUACGGCACCAACAGGAUUCUUCACCACACCAUCGGAUUGCCCGAUUUUAGUCAAGAACUUCGAUGCUUCCAGACUAUUACCUGCUACCAGGCGGUGGUGAAUAACCUGGAAGAUGCUCAUGAGUUGAUUGAUACGGCGAUUUCAACGGCUUUGAAAGAAAGCAAGCCGGUCUAUAUUAGUGUGAGCUGUAAUUUGGCGGGAAUCCCUCAUCCUACAUUUAGCGGGGUGCCUGUCCCAUUCUCCCUGUCACCCAAGUUAAGUAAUCAAAUGGGUCUAGAAGCAGCGGUGGAGGCCGCGGUGGAGUUCCUGGACAAGGCAGUGAAGCCCGUCAUGGUGGGUGGGCCGAAACUCCGGGUGGCUAAGGCUUCUAAGGCCUUUGUCGAGCUUGCCGAUGCCUCUGGUUAUGCCGUUGCGGUGAUGCCAUCGGCAAAGGGGUUGGUGCCAGAGCACCAUCCUCAUUUUAUUGGUACUUAUUGGGGUGCCGUGAGCACUGCUUUCUGUGCAGAGAUUGUGGAAUCCGCUGAUGCUUACAUAUUUGCGGGACCCAUUUUCAACGACUAUAGUUCGGUCGGAUACUCUCUACUCCUCAAGAAGGAGAAAGCGAUCAUUGUUCAGCCUGACCGGGUUGUUAUUGCCAAUGGGCCUGCUUUUGGGUGUAUUCUGAUGAAAGACUUCCUCCGGGGGCUAGCAAAGAGGAUUAAACGCAACACAACAGCAUACGAGAACUAUUAUCGAAUCUUUGUGCCGGAUGGACAGCCCCCCCAAAGUAAGCCCAAGGAGCCCCUGAGGGUUAACGUCAUGUUCAAGCACAUACAGGCGAUGGUAUCAAGCCACACUGCCGUUAUUGCCGAUACAGGGGACUCCUGGUUCAACUGCCAGAAGCUAAAGUUGCCAGAGGGUUGCGGGUAUGAGUUCCAGAUGCAAUAUGGAUCAAUUGGAUGGUCGGUAGGAGCAACUCUUGGUUAUGCCCAGGCUGUGCCCAACAAGCGAGUACUUGCUUUUAUUGGUGAUGGAAGCUUCCAGAUGACAGCACAAGAGGUGUCGACAAUGUUGCGUUGUAAUCAGAAAAGCAUCAUCUUCCUUAUUAACAACGGGGGAUACACCAUCGAGGUGGAGAUCCACGAUGGUCCUUACAAUGUUAUCAAGAACUGGGACUACACUGGAUUCGUUGAUUCAAUCCACAAUGGAGAAGGAAAGUGCUGGACAACCAAGGUCCGAUGUGAAGAGGAGCUCGUAGAAGCGAUUAAGUUGGCGACGGGAGAUAAGAAGGAUUGCUUGUGCUUCAUAGAGGUAAUCGUUCACAAAGAUGACACAAGCAAAGAGCUGCUCGAAUGGGGAUCAAGGGUCUGUGCUGCCAAUAGUCGUCCACCCAACCCUCAGUAAAAGCCGUCGAUCUAGCCGGCUGAUUUAGAUGGAAAUGGUUGGGAAUAUUUAAUUCGGUUUUGGUAUAUGAUUAAUUGAUUAUAUGUUGUAGUUUUUAGUCUUCCCUGUUCUCCUUUCAACUGUUGGUAUAAUGAGCGAGGUUGUACUUAUAUAGUUACAUUCAUGAAAAUGAGGCUCCAUUCCAUUUCUCUGUUCUCUCCUUUCAAUUAUUGGUCUAAUGAGCAAAACGAAGUUUCAUUUUGUGA
Molecule: messenger RNA, 2230 nt
Organism: Nelumbo nucifera (sacred lotus)
Lineage: Eukaryota; Viridiplantae; Streptophyta; Magnoliopsida; Proteales; Nelumbonaceae
Product: pyruvate decarboxylase 2
Cellular component (GO): cytosol
Molecular function (GO): thiamine pyrophosphate binding; magnesium ion binding; pyruvate decarboxylase activity
Source: RefSeq, a predicted model, not a curated record